UCCCGGUCCGUGAUUGCGAGGCUGCAUACAGCUUGCAAACGCAAUUCCACACAUAAUCACAGUACGCACGGCUGCAGCACCACCUGCGCUAUGGCCAAGAAAGCAAACGCCAAGCAAAACGACUCCGCGCCGGCCGAAUUGCGCAAAUUAGCUGUGCAGGCUGUCAAGCACAAAGCCACGAUCGACGAUGCUAAUUUCAAAAAGCGCGAGCUGCGCGAGACGUUGGUGCGCCUGCAGGAGGCGCUGGAGGAGCGCCGCGCCGAAGAACGGCGCAUUGCCGAGGAGGCGCGGCGCCGCGAGGAGGAGGAGGCGGCGCGCUUGGCGGCCGAAGAAGAAGCGCGCCGCCGCGCCGAGGAGGAGAGACUGGCCGCCGAGGCGGAGGCUGAGGAGUCGGAAGAGAGCGAGGAGGAGGAGGAGCCCGAGCCCGAGGAGGUGCCCGAGGCCGACGAAGAGGAAUCCUCCGAGGAGGAAGAAGACGCGGACGAGCUCAUGCCGGAGCCGACGCUGCGCGGCCGCGUCGCGCCCGGCAUGGUGCCCUUCAUGGCGCGGGCCGCUGCGCGCCCGAUGCCGCCGGCGCCGCGCCGCAAAGCGCUACCGCCGCCGCCGCCGGUCGUCGCGGUGACGCCCGAGAGCGAGUCCGAGUCCGAGGAGGAGGAACCCGUCAAGGUUGAGUGCGACGAGGCGUCCGCGGAGGAGAUCGAGUCGGAAGACGAGGAGGAGCCCGAGGACGAAGUCGAAGAGGAGGACGCGAUCGUGGAGGUGACGCGGCGCCCGGCGCGCCGCGGCUACCCGGAGCCGUCCUUCGAGGGCCUCGAGGCGCUGCGCGCGGCCCCGAAGGACUACCACGAGCUACAAGCGGCGCUCGCGUCGGCCGGGGCGUCGAUCGAGGGCGGCGACCGGCCGUUAUUGGACUUCCGCCGCGAUUUGAUCACCAGCGCUCGCGUCGCGGCGGUCACGGUCACUGUCCAUCACGCGAAGCGCGACCGCGACAUCGAGAUCGACGAGGAGGGAGACAUCGCCGCGCAGACGGCCGCGUGCGUGCGAGAGAUCCGCGAGGCGACGAAAGCGCUCAACCCGAUCAAGACCAAGCUGAGAGCUUUCGAAGGCAUGAAGGUGAGCGUCCCCGGCGGCCGCGUCGCCAUCGGCCUCUCCAAGGAGGCCGUCUACGGCUACGCCAUCUUCGUCGACCGCGGGGUCUGGCACAAGCUCGACGAGGAGGUCCAGGACGCGUGCGUCGACGCGGGCCUCAUCACGUUGAAGGGCGCUGCGGCGGCCUCAGUGGCGCUCACGGUGCGCGACAUCGGCGAGGCGCCGCCCGUGCCGCGCAAGCGGGCCGCGCCCAAGAAGUCGCGGAAGCCGGCCAAGAAGGGCAAGCUCUCGGCCGUCGUGCGGGCCAAGCGCGGCGUCACGUACUACAAAUGAGGCGCUCGUCCUCCCCUCUCGUGUAUAGAUAUAUACUUAUCGGGAAA
Messenger RNA from Pelagomonas calceolata, 1469 nucleotides. NCBI's taxonomy places the organism in Eukaryota, Pelagophyceae, Pelagomonadales, Pelagomonadaceae. The record is from the annotation of a GenBank genome assembly.